AGUUGGCGCUGAGUCGGUGUGUCUCACAGCGCAGUGAGUGUCGUGUGUUCGCCGGUGUCGGUGUGUGAGAGAGUCGCUUUUAUCCGCGAACUGUAGCGAAGCAGACAUUCUUGUGGCGGGAAAGCGGGGUCUGAUCCAUGCUGCUGUCGGUUCCGGUUAACGCGCUGGAGGAAUGCGGGAUGAACGCGCGUCUGGCUGGUCUAGUAAAACAUACAGCUGUAUAACCAGAUACACACCCAGGUAUCGGAUCAGUACUAGGUAUCGGUUGAUACCCUGAGCCUAGGAAUCAGAUUCGGUAUCCGGAAGGGAAAAAGGGUAUCGGAACAUCUCUAUUCUUGGCCCUGCAAUCGCAGACCUGCUGAUCCUUGACAACAUGACGGCGGAGUUUAGUAACCUGACGUCGCUCAUGAACAACGUGAGCGAGUUUUCCAACCACACGGCGAGAUGCUCGUUAACCAAGACUGGCUUUCAGUUUUACUAUCUCCCCAUCGUCUACAUCAUCGUCUUCCUCAUGGGCUUCGUGGGAAACAGCUUGGCCAUAUGGAUGUUCGUGUGCCACAUGAGGCCGUGGAGCAGCAUCUCCGUCUACAUGUUUAACCUGGCGCUGGCAGAUUUUUGUUACGUGCUCUCGCUUCCGUUCCUCAUCUUCUACUACUUCAACAAAACGGACUGGAUUUUUGGAGACAUCUUGUGCCGACUGCAGAGGUUCAUCUUCCACGUCAAUCUCUACGGAAGCAUCCUGUUCCUCACAUGCAUCAGCGUGCACAGAUACUCUGGCGUCGUGCAUCCGCUCAAAUCGCUUGGGAGGCUAAAAAAGAAAAACGCCGUUCGCACCGUCGCUCUCGUUUGGUUCAUAGUCGUGGUUGGCAUCUCUCCCAUCCUUUAUUACUCCCGAACCGGCCCUAAGAAGGGGUUAACGACGUGUUACGACACCACGACCGAAGACGAGCUGCCUGGAUACUUCAUUUACAGCAUGUGCAUGACGGUGUUUGGCUUUUGCAUCCCGUUCAUCAUCAUCUUCAGCUGCUAUGGCGGCAUCGUCAAAGCCCUCAUAUGCAACGAUAUGGACAACGCACCACUGAGGAAGAAGUCCAUAUACCUGGUCAUCAUCGUGCUCACGGUUUUCGCCGUCUCCUACCUGCCCUUCCACGUUAUGAAGAACCUCAACAUGCGAGCGAGACUGUAUUUCCAGAGCCCGGAUAUGUGUGCCUUCAACGACCGCGUUUAUGCCACCUAUCAGGUGACCCGCGGACUGGCCAGUCUCAACAGCUGCGUGGAUCCGAUCCUGUACUUUCUGGCCGGAGACACGUUCAGACGCAGGCUGUCCAGAGCCACCAAAAAGUCCUCCAGGAAAGGAGAUCACCCCCUGCAGUCCAAGAGCGAGGAGACGGCGCUGAACAGCCUGCCAGAGUGCAUCCAGAACGGGGACAAUUGAGUCUGAGCUUCCCUUAGACCCAUGCUUUAUAGAUGUACUACCAGUCAAACGCUAUUCAACAGUCAGAUAUUUAAUGUUUUUAAAGAAGUCUCUUCUGCUCACCAAACCUGCAUUUAUUUGAUUCAAAAGCUGUAAAAU
Onychostoma macrolepis is the source of this 1573-nucleotide messenger RNA. RefSeq names its product purinergic receptor P2Y1 (gene p2ry1). Gene Ontology annotation, molecular function: A1 adenosine receptor binding; G protein-coupled ADP receptor activity; G protein-coupled ATP receptor activity. The coding region runs from base 374 to 1435 and encodes 353 amino acids. The transcript has 3 exons. Lineage: Eukaryota; Metazoa; Chordata; Actinopteri; Cypriniformes; Cyprinidae. Gene Ontology annotation, biological process: platelet activation; relaxation of muscle; phospholipase C-activating G protein-coupled receptor signaling pathway. The record is from RefSeq and is a predicted model, not a curated record. Gene Ontology annotation, cellular component: plasma membrane.